CCAAGAUCCUGGAGCGGCUGAUCUACGAGAAGGCCCCCCUCUCCGUCCUGGAGCUGGGCACCUACUGCGGCUACGCCACCGUCCUCAUCGCUCAGUCUCUCCCGCUGGGCGCUCGGCUCUACACGGUGGAGAUGGACGCGCGCAAAGCGACGGUGGCCGAGAAGGUGAUCCGCCUGGCCGGCUUCGAUGAUGACACGGUGGAACUCAUAGUAGGGCCCUCGGAAGAAGUCAUCCCCCAGCUGAAAGAGAAGCACGGGCUGCUGCAGGCGGACUUGGUCUUCAUGGACCACUGGAAGCGCUGCUACCUGCGGGACCUGCAGCUGCUGGAGGCCCACGACCUCCUGCCCGAGGGGGCCACGAUCCUGGCCGACAACGUCAUCUUCCCCGGGGCUCCCCAGUUCCUCCAGUACGUCAAGGCCUGCGGCAAGUACCAGUGGAAGCUGCACCGGACCAGCCUGCAGUACUUCCGGGCCAUCCGCGACGGCAUGGCCCAGCUCACCUACACGGGCCUCAAACGAUGA
This is a messenger RNA of Gekko japonicus, 521 nucleotides long. RefSeq names its product transmembrane O-methyltransferase-like. Lineage: Eukaryota; Metazoa; Chordata; Lepidosauria; Squamata; Gekkonidae. The annotation marks the transcript as partial. Gene Ontology annotation, molecular function: catechol O-methyltransferase activity. Gene Ontology annotation, biological process: dopamine metabolic process; developmental process; catecholamine catabolic process. The record is from RefSeq and is a predicted model, not a curated record. The transcript is spliced from 2 exons.